Molecule: messenger RNA, 2217 nt
Organism: Mus caroli (Ryukyu mouse)
Lineage: Eukaryota; Metazoa; Chordata; Mammalia; Rodentia; Muridae
Gene: Samd14
Product: sterile alpha motif domain containing 14
Biological process (GO): actin filament organization; neuron projection development; calcium-mediated signaling
Cellular component (GO): cytoplasm; actin cytoskeleton; postsynaptic density
Molecular function (GO): actin filament binding
Source: RefSeq, a predicted model, not a curated record
CACACACACACACACACAUACACGUACACGCACGCACACACGGAGCAUCCUCCCGUCAGGUUUCCCGGUCCAGCCCCGCCCGCGCCUCCUGCUUCCCGCAGACCUUCUCCCUGCAUCCCUACACACAUCGCCUCUCCAUUCUUUCCGGCCCCGGGACUCUCCCCGCCGAUCCCCCACAACACCCUGGGAUGGAGCGACUCCAGCCAGCCCGGAGCCCCCCGCGACCGGGGUGAAAGUCCUUCGCCCCUCUCCUGCCCGGCACUCGCCCCGAACACCAUGGGCCUGAGGGGUUCCCGGGGCGCCGGACGCUGAAAAUGACGGAUGCUGGAGCUCUCUUGAGUCAUGGCUUCCUCAAAGCUCCGAGAACCUGUGGAUGAAGUUUUUGACCUGGACUUGGCUGUACCAGAGACCACCAGACUGGACAGCAGCUUACACAAAGCCAGGGCUCAACUGCUGGCUAAGGGCCGGAGACACCGGCCUUCCCGUUCCAGGCUACGAGACAGUGCCAGCUCUGCCGAGGACGGUGAAGGCUCUGAUGGGCCCGGAGGCAAGGUGACCGACGGCUGCGGUAGCCCGCUGCACCGGCUGCGUUCGCCUCUGCACUCGGGUCCAGGCUCCCCAGCCAGUGGCUCUUUCUGCCUGGAGCCCCCGGGCUUGAGGCGCAGUCUGGAUGAGGACGAACCGCCGCCCUCGCCACUCGCUCGAUACCGGCCCCUGCACAACGCCGCCUCGCAUGAGGGCCUGGCCGCCACCUCCGGCUCGCCACCACGCUCUGCACCCUCCUCCGACAGUUCCCCCAGCUUCGUGCGUCGCUACCCCCGAGCAGAGCCGCACAGCGAAGAUGACAGCCGGGAUGCCAGCCCCCCUGAGCCUGCCAGCCCCACCAUCGGCUUGGACAAGAAGACUCGCAGGAAAUUCCUGGACCUGGGGGUCACUCUCCGCCGAGCAUCCACCAGCAGGAGCCGGAAGGAGAAGGGUAGCAACCGCCUGUCCAUGGGCAGCAGGGAGUCUGUAGAAGGCUCUGGAAGGACAGGAAGCUCCCCGUUCCUGCCCUUUUCCUGGUUCACGGACAGCGGCAAGGGCUCUGCUUCCUCGGGGAGUACCACCUCCCCGACCUGUUCCCCCAAACACGAGGGCUUCAGCCCCAAGAAGUCAGCUUCCCAGGAAUCUACCCUGAGCGAUGACUCCACACCCCCCAGCAGCAGCCCCAAGAUCCCCGGUGGUCCUCGACAGGAGACCAAAUGCUCCUAUCCCUACCACACGCUGUCCCAGUCUUCAGAUGAGUUCCUGGAUGAGUCCCUCCCUGCCGUACAACACUGGACCAGCCAGCAGGUGGGCCAGUGGCUGCAGAGCCUCAACCUGGAGCAGUAUGCUGCCGAGUUUGCUGCCCGGCAGGUGGAUGGGCCGCAGCUCCUGCAGCUGGAUGGAAGCAAACUGAAGAGCCUGGGGCUCAGCAAUUCGCAUGACCGAGCACUGGUGAAGCGGAAGUUGAAGGAGCUGGCAGCGGCUGCUGAGAAGGAACGGAAGGCGCAGGAGAAGACCGCAAGGCAGCGGGAGAAGCUGCGGCGCCGCGAGCACGAUGCCAAGAAGAGCUAGGGAUGGCUGGCGGGGCUGGCACCCCGGCGCACUUGCAGCCACCUACAUGGGCCUCACCAGGGAGGCAGGGUCCAGGCACCAGGCUCUCGGAGCACGCGGCCCCCCUCUCACCCUGUUUGGACUGAGUCCUCUGGAGGGAGACCCCAGGGGGCAGGGCCCAGUAAUAAACCCAAUUUCGAGGACUUGUUUGGCGCAGACUUCCAGGGGGAAGCAGGUGGCCGAUGAAGAGGGCAGAGGCCAGGAAUGCAGCAAACACGGAGCCCAGAGGAGCCUGGUUCAGGUGGAACCUCCGCCCUCUGACUAGAGUGGUCCGAGCAGGAAGAAAUCUAGCAGGAGAGGCCCUACCAUGGCCAGGAUUCCUAGGUUUAGAGAGUAGCCUGGGCAACCCGACUGGAGACAGGAGACAGCUGUGUCUCCUCACCGUUUGAAGGUGGCUGUGUGGUGGGAGAACAGAUCUCCCCAGAGAGGCCAGUGGGAAGUGCCAGUAGCACUCAGGGUGGAUUCCUAGACACCUCCUCAGAGGAGAGAGAGAGCAGGGCAGGGUAAGCUGGCCUCUGUAAGGACAGCAGAGGGGGAGAAGGGAGCUCUCACUCUCUCUCUCUCUCUCUCUCUCUCUCUCUC